UUGGUGACGAGAAAUUGCACUGACAAUAAAUGGGAACCACCGGCUGCAGAGCUACAACCCUGCAUGAUGGCUGAGAAUAUUUAUAACUUAUCUGGUUGUCCACCAGGUUUUAAUAAAAUAUCAAAAAACAAUGAUGAUUUAUGCUAUCAAAUUGGUAAACCCAGGGAAUGGAACUAUCCUUGUCUUAAAAGUGGGGGAGCCUCUGUGAUUACGGAUUUAAGUAGCGAAGACACUAUAACCCUCUUACAAUCAUUAAAUGCUCGCAAUAUUUCAAGAUAUUUUUGGCUACCAGCUAAAAGACAAAAAUUUUUCAACCCAAUCAUCUGGCAAAUUCCCGGUCCAAAAUGGGGUCACCCAGUAGAAAGUAGAAAUUUUUUGAAAACUAGAUUUUGGUUUUUACACGCAUGCUUACUUUUAGAUAUAAAGGAAAACGUUUUAAUAACGGAAGCCUGCACAGAAAAAUAUCCAAGUUUAUGUUUUUAUAUUAAUGAACUACAUUAUCCAGCGAAAUGUCCAGAAAAAUACAUGUCCGUAAGAUAUCUACCAGAUGACGGAACAUGUUUUGGAAUAGAACAAUCCGAUACUAAUCUAACAUUCCAAGAUUUUGUUACAAAGAAAUGCGAAACUCCUAUGGGUGAUAGAGACAGUGAGCUUACACGUUUCAUAUUUAAAAACAUUGCAAAGUUUAAUAAUUUACCUGAAGACGUAUGGUGCUGGUUUACUUCGCUCGAAAGAAACGUUACGUCAAACACUGGCAACUAUUUUAAUUCUACCAAUACAUUUAUGACUAUUAACAGUGUUGGUACUGUGAGUUUAACAAACAACGAAGAUGAACAGUCCCUUCCUUGCAUGGCUUGUCAAACUGCAGUCACCUAUCCAGAGGCUGAAUUAAAUUUCGAAUACAGUGAAGAAGAAAAGUUAAUAUAUCUUACAAUAUAUCAUCCUUCAAGCCUGUGGAAAUAUAAUCAGUAUGAUAGAGGAAUUCAGUGUUUUUCAGAUGGGAAUGGGUUAGUAAAGGUGGUCCACAUCGAUGAUUAUCCGGUUCUAGAAAUAAAAGAAAUUCUUAAUUUUAAAAAUUCAGACACAGAUAAUGUCGAUAAAAUAGUAUAUGCUAUAAGUCUGAUAACACAGAGAUCAGCACAAUAUUGGUGCGAAGGACAUACUAAAAAUUUUUCCCUCAUAUCAACACACAAACUGGUAGUAAAUCCUUUGGGAGAAGAGCACUCGUAA
Molecule: messenger RNA, 1230 nt
Organism: Danaus chrysippus (African queen)
Lineage: Eukaryota; Metazoa; Arthropoda; Insecta; Lepidoptera; Nymphalidae
Source: the annotation of a GenBank genome assembly